Ogataea haglerorum is the source of this 633-nucleotide messenger RNA. RefSeq lists its product as uncharacterized. Gene Ontology annotation, cellular component: nucleus; cytoplasm. The transcript has a single exon. Bases 1 to 633 code for a protein of 210 amino acids. Gene Ontology annotation, biological process: translational elongation. NCBI's taxonomy places the organism in Eukaryota, Fungi, Ascomycota, Pichiomycetes, Pichiales, Pichiaceae. The record is from RefSeq and is a predicted model, not a curated record.
AUGCCAAUCGGAACACUUUACGCUUUAUCAACCUCACCAAGAAGUACAUUUUUGAUCUCACUCGUCAAAUUUACUGGACUCGAUAUUGAGAUCAAGAGCAGCAGUGCUCCCGAAUUCAAAGAGCAAUUUCCAUUGGCGAAAUGUCCAGCUUACCUCGGAGCCGAUGGCUAUCACCUGACUGAAAAUCUCGCCAUCAUCAAAUAUAUCAGUGAAAUCUCACCAAAGAAGUACAACUGGUACGGAAAAGACGCUAAAGAGGAGGCGAAAGUGUGGCAAUGGCUCUCCUUCUUCAAUUCAGAAUUCAUGUCAGCUCUGUGCGACUGGGCCCUGCCAACUAUGGGAAUCUUGCCUUACAAUGCUGAACAGAUACAGAGAGGUAUUGAUAGGCUCGAAAAGCUAGCUGGCCUUCUCGAGAAGCAGCUAGCAGAAUCCAAAUAUCUUGUUGGAGACGAGGCCACGCUAGCCGAUUUGUACGCUUCCGAGUAUGUGAAAGGUUCCUACAGCGGUCUUUGGGAUGAAACUUGGGCCAAAGAACAUCCUGGUAUUACAAGAUGGCUAGGACAGCUGAAAACGGAUCCAAUAGUUGGAGAGUCCUUGAAAAAUCUUAAACCUGCAGCCAAGAAAAAUGAGUAG